Peronospora matthiolae is the source of this 1743-nucleotide messenger RNA. NCBI's taxonomy places the organism in Eukaryota, Oomycota, Peronosporomycetes, Peronosporales, Peronosporaceae. The record is from the annotation of a GenBank genome assembly.
AUGGAGCCCAGUUUGUACCGGGUGUCCGACAAGCACGUGUCCGACGUCAGCGUGCGCCGCUACUUGAGCGAAUCGGCCGAGCGCGAGGUCCUCCAGCGCCUCAACGAACAGCUUUGUCACCAGAAACGCGUCACGACUGACGACGUCCGUCUUGCUGUACGCACGGUCGCGAGUGCCAGAGGUACCACGACCAUCCCGUCCGACUUCCCUCCGUCUCGCUGGGUGCUCGAGUUCAAGCGCCUGCAUGGCUUUGUCCAGCCCAAUAGCUUUACAUUUGAUGCCACCGUGGGUCGAAGAGGUGGAAGCGCGGGCUUUAGUCUGCCCAAGCGACUGGAGAGGACGUCGUUACGUCCAGUUCAAGCGCAACUGGAGUCACGACCACGACCGCUGAUUAACCACGACCGCCACCACAGCAUCUACACUAGCAGAUGUAGUAGCAAUAUGAAGAAUGGACACAGCUCCAGAAUUGCUGAGGCACAAGGGCUGUCGAGCAGUGAUGGAGAGGAGAAGGAAGAGGAACGGGGACGAAAAGGAAGCUCUGGCUCGUUGCUGCCUUUGCUGUCCGAGACGGCAGUGACCUAUUCGGGUCCUCGCUCACCAGUCAACCAGGAGGUCCAGCAACAGCAGCAACAAUGUCGGACUUUGGUUGCUGACGGUUGUCAAGCUGCAGUAAACGGGUGGCACCUGCCCAUGAGAGAGUCUGUCGCGACGCUGGACGAGAGACGACACCGGUUGAGUUGGGAUGAUCUAAGCAGCGACCGAGGAUCAACAUCAACGAUGAGCUACCGGUUAAACGGCGACUAUGCCGACGUCGGACCUCGUAGCGGGAACGACGAGAACUUGAUGCUGCCUCAUAUCCGACCAGGAUGUAGUGAAAGCGGCCGAAGUGUGGACGACAUGCAGGACAUGGCGUCCAACGCGUCGUCCUCGUACAACGGCAAGCGCAACUACAAGCUUAGCCACACAGUGCCGGCCAAGACCUGGGAAAAGGCCAUUGCAGCAGUAGAGCAGCGGGGUAUGAGUCUACGGGCAGCUGCCAGGAUGUACGGCGUACACUUUGCAGCACUGCAUCGACGUGUCAAGAAACGGGCACAGGGUGGGCAUGCCAAUGGCAAUGACAGGUACUUCCAUCCAAGCGACGAGGCCGGGAUUAUGCGCGUUGUCGUCGCACACGCAGAACUGGGCGUACUCAUGACAUUUGACGAGCUCAUGCGACUCGUGGAGGCUGCCGCGUUGCGGAAGUUGCCCGACAUCUCCGUGAAGUCGGCCCGGAAGUUGUUGACGCGCUUCCAGUCUCGCAACGCGCAGUCGAUCCGGCACAUAAUUGAUGACUGGCCUCCUCCCCAGCCAGCUGUCGAUCCUAUCGAAGGUAUACAAUCUCAGCCACAACCGUACUUGGAGCAUCCGGGCUUCACGUUUGCGUCCGAGUCUGCUCCUGCAAUGUUGUCGUCUGUUGCAACGGCAUCAAGCACUGGCGCUCAUAAUGGAGACGCUGCUCCUGCUGCUGCUGCUGCAGCAGCAACAAUCACUACAACGACAGGUGCGACUAAACCGGCAUUGCUCGUUUCACCUGGUCGCCACCCUGUACUGUCAAGGAGACACGAGUUGAGCCUCAAUAAUGGUAGACUGCCUGCUUUGGAUCAUCCCAAUAGUGCUCUGUCAGUAGCUCCGAACGACCGGAUGCGUUUUGUCAGUCCUCGCACACGCUCUCCAGGUGACAAUGAUCCCGUCUUGGUUGUCUAA